Messenger RNA from Micromonas commoda, 1395 nucleotides. RefSeq lists its product with no specific name. Gene Ontology annotation, molecular function: tRNA-guanosine(34) queuine transglycosylase activity. Bases 1 to 1395 code for a protein of 464 amino acids. The record is from RefSeq and is a predicted model, not a curated record. Lineage: Eukaryota; Viridiplantae; Chlorophyta; Mamiellophyceae; Mamiellales; Mamiellaceae. The transcript has a single exon.
AUGCGCGCCGCGGCCCGUGCGCGGUCGGCAGUUCAGCGAAUCGUUGAUCGAACCUCGGCGUGGCUGCAUUCACAUCCCUUCUUCCUGCAUUCACGUCCCUUCUCGUCGAGCCCUUCGGACGACGAUGAGCGCCCCUCGACGUCUUCCGCACCGAAUCAGACCGAGCGACGACGUCGCAAGGGUUCAACCCCGAUCGAUCCGCUGACGCCGCCGCCGCCCGCGAGCGAGUUCCCGCCGUACGAGCCCCGCGACUUCUUCCGGUACGAGCUCAUCCACCAGUCGAAGAAAUCCGCCGCGAGGGUCGGGCGCAUCCACACCCCUCACGGCGUCAUCGAGACCCCGGGGUACGUCGCGGUGGGCACGAACGGCGCGUUGAAGGCGGUCCCGCACCAGGAGCUCGCGGCCGCCGGCUUGGACCUGAUGUUCGCCAACACGUAUCAUCUGCUGCUGCAGCCCGGGCCGGACCUGGUGGCGUCGGCGGGUGGACUGCACGAGUUCAUCGGACGCGACGCGCCCAUCAUCACCGACAGCGGGGGUUUCCAGGUGUUCUCGCUGGCGCACGCGGGGGAAAAAGACGGGGAGGAGAUGAAAUCGCGCAGGCCGAGCAAGCACAAAGACGCGGCCGGGCUUCUCGUAAGGUUGGAUGAAGACGGGGUCCUGUUCAAGAGUUACAGGGACGGGUCGCGCGUGGUGCUCACCCCGGAGUCCAGCGUCGAGGCGCAGAAGAGCCUCGGCGCUGAUAUCAUCAUCCCGCUCGACGAGCUUCCGCCCUACCACAUCGACCGGGCGGUUUUGGAGAGGAGCGUGUAUCUCAGCCACAGGUGGGAGGCGCGGAGCCUGAAGGCGCACCUGCGGGACGUCCGCCAGCAGGCCAUGUACGCGGUGAUCCACGGCGGGGUAGACAGGGACCUGCGGCGGAUGAGCGUUGAGUACCUCACGUCACUACCUUUCGACGGGUUUGCCAUCGGGGGUAGCCUGGGCAAGGAUACCGCGGAGCUGGUCGAGCUGCUCGGUCAUCUGAUGCCACAGCUACCGAAGGACAGGCCGAACCAUCUGUUGGGCAUCGGCGAUGUUGGAUCAAUACUGGGAUCCAUUCCGCACGGCGUGGACACAUUCGAUUCCACAUUCCCCACCCGGAGCGCUCGUCACGGCACGCUCCUAACACGAACUCGUGGCCGAUUGAACAUUAGAAGGAGUGAGAACUCGACGCUGCACGAGCCUCCUUGCUGGGAGUGUGCAUGCAGACUAUGCAGACAUCACACGGUGUCCUACUUACAUCACCUAGACAAAGCAAAAGAGCCGAUGAUGUGGACGCUCGCCACCGAGCACAACCUGCACUACAUGGGGUGGCUGAUGCGGACACAGCGUGAGAAGAUUCUGAGCGACGAGGUGUGA